This is a messenger RNA of Amoebophrya sp. A25, 5320 nucleotides long. The record is from the annotation of a GenBank genome assembly. Lineage: Eukaryota; Dinophyceae; Syndiniales; Amoebophryaceae.
GUUCAGUAGUACUGAUUCAGGAUGCAUGUGUUGUCGGGGAGGGUGGGCAGGGCUCGGGCAGAUCUUUACUUAGAGUCAUCAGGUAGAAAAGAGGUCUCCUACUUGUUGACUUUGUUCUUCAGUGGGACGGAUAAUCUUCUCCAUUGUUUCCUAGAUAGGUUCAGCCUCUUUAGUCUUUACUCUAGAUGCGCGUGGAGCUUGAUUCUUCCUGUACCAGCUACAGCUUGAGCUCUGCGCGUCCUACUUGCAACAUAUGGAGACGAACAUAUGCCGGCCUAUCAGAUCUAUUUAUCUUUUGCACAUUGUUUGGACUAGUAGUUUGGACCUACGAAUGAUAGCGCCUGGCAGUAUGUCAUGUCUUUUUUGGUGACUCCUCCUGCUCUGUAUUCUUUGCAGUUGGGGGGAAAGUCACCGUUAUCGGGUACUACGGGGCGUCUCUUGGUCAAUGUUUGUAUCCGCCGCUCUUCAUCGAGACGGAGACCUCAGGACCUAGCAGAAGAAAUAGGGGCUGUCUGUUUCCAUAUGUGUCGCAUUAUUGUAGAUGUAAAUCGAGUCCCGCCCUUUACGUUUCUGGACUAGCGAGGAUGGAUGCAUGUAGGGAGUGCCUUUUCAUUCGCUUUUGUUCAUUCUACUCAAGCUUGUUCUUCUUCUUCUAAGGUGAUGAUACUAAGGCCCUUGAAGUUCACUCGCCUGGCCCUGGCUGUGGCUUGUAGUUUCUUCAUGAUGGCACGUGUCCUUGUUUCGAACUUUUCCAACUCUAUUCGAGCUUGAUUGUUCUCAUUGAUGCUAUGUGUAUCUUAGGGAUGCGGGGGGUGAUUAACAUGCUUGUCGUUUAGGGUUGGGACUCGGGAUUGCCGGGCGGGAGGGGGUAUUACUCGGAUUUGACAUUUGCAGUCUUUCUUUCAUAUAUGGAUAUGAGACAAGAACACAACAAUAGUUGACCAGGUGACAACAUCUCAACGAGUUUUUUUUGUACACAUAAGUUUCAAUUUAACAAGUCCAGCGCAUGCAGGGUACACACGAGACAUGGAUACACACGACAACACUCGAGCAUGUGAAAUGAUAAAGCGCAUGGACUUGCGUUGAGAUGGCCCUACAUAAUAGAGAGGUCUUGACCUGCGGGCACCCUAUGCCACUGGUGGUCGAGCCUAGUGGUGCUUCUGGUAGCUCCCGUCGUGCAUGAGCGAGUGUUCGUUCUGAGUCAAUCUGUUCGCAGCAUCGGUUCGCAAGAGCAAGACGAGAUGCUUAAGUUUCUGUCAGUUGGCAUGCUGUUGCUGCCUCGGUUGAGUCCGUGCUCUGUUUUCAGAUCAAUCGUCCGGCUAUGAACGUGCGUAGUCCAAUAGGGUCAAGCGUGCAAGCGCUCAUACUCGUAUCGUACAAUGUGCGUUCUUAACGCGUAUGGCACACAGUAAGAAGUCGUCUGCGCGAGUGCGAUCGGUGUGAGAGAAAGACGCAGGAAUGUACUAACUCUGUUCAACAUCGCUGCAUGAUAGAAGUUGUCACACAGAUGAGUCUGCUCUCUGCGGCUACUCGCUCCUCCUGUUAAACCUCAAGUGUUUCCGUCUCCAACUCCAAUUUCAUGACCUUUGACUUGUUUCUGUUGGGAUCUCUUAUUGUGUCUUAGUCCUUUUUUCAGAUACAGACUCAGUUUCACUUUCAGACUCAGUUUCACUUUCAGACUCACUUUCGCUUUCAGAUUCAGUUUCGCUCUCAGAUUCAGUUUCACUUUCAGAAUCAGUUUCGCUUUGCAGUGGCAGCAGAUGGCAUGAGGUUUUUUUUGCUAUGCUUGUUACAUGUGUGUCUCUUUGCUUAUGGCGAUUCUCCAUCUGUCACUCGCUUAUAGAGCUCGACCAUCGAAAGUAUAGAAACAGAAUGGCUACUACAUAAUCUGCGACUCCGCGCGGCCGUCUGUUCCCAUGCAGCUUUAUCGACUGGGCAAUAUCUCUCCCCAGACAUAGCGUCACCGGCGGUUUCCGCAAGUUUCUCGGCUUGUCAGCUUUGGCAUCUGACCCGAUAGACGAGUGGAGACGUGAUGAGCAGCGACAGCAGGUGAUGGCACAAUUAUAGCUACAGGGGUGCCUGUAUGCCUAGGCUAAGGAAGUCUGCUGAGCCGGUGUAUAUGUAUUGACUGCUGCAGGCGUGUGCCCUAGCCCUAUAGCUAGUUGCAGCCGAUUCGUGCCCGGUGUGAAAAGUGAAAGUGAAUGCUGCUUAUUGGUGCUUGGGCGUACGUUCGACUUCGAGAAUCGAGAUCAAGGCUGAGGCUUGGGGAAGUGAUCGAUGUCUUCCUAUACGCUGGGGAGAGGGAUAUAUAUUUAUAUAGUAGCACUUCGAUGUGGUUGGCAGAUGAGUGGGCUUUUGAGACGGGAGGCAGAAGCAGCUGCUCCAGAUACCGAUGCUCAUUCAGUCCGGGGCCACAACGGCCAUGGACUUCAAGAGCCUUUCACUGGGAGACGCAUGAAUCCUUGCGCGGAGAAACAACAACCCAGUUUCAUGGGGAUAGUGGUGGGGUGAGAUGAAUAAGGAGCGCGGGCUUCGGUGAAAGAGACAAUCUGACUUAGAUCCGGGCGCAACGCGCGGCGACAUGAACAAAGAUGAUCUUAGUAUCAUACACAAAUGACAGAGUCCGCUCGCACUUCGGGCGAGCUGUAGCACGCGGUGGAUCUAAAGCAUUUGCUGGGGCCGCAAUUAAGGCUAAGGCUCUGUGAAAGGAUGCAUAUGCUAGUCCUAUUUUGAUCUAGAUCUACAACUAAAUCAAAUUGCGUUUGCCGCUCCAUUUUCAAAACGAGACCAGUGAUCCUUAUCUUAUGUGCAAUCAAUCGCGCUCCCGCUCGAGAUGCAGGCAUGCGUGGUCGUGUGGCUGGGUGUCGAUGUCCUUGGAUCUCCGUAUGGUGAUAUUAUGCAAAGAAAUGGCAAUCAUUAACAUUAACAUUAUCGUCUCCAUCUCCUACUCCUGUUCAAGUAGAAUUCAAAUCUUUAGAACCUCAGCCUAUAGCUCAUUUCUCCCCUGGUUUGCAUCGUAUGCAUUGGCUGUAGAAGCGUUCGACUGAUCACCUUAUGCCCGGCUCUUACUAUGGUAGGGAGGUGCUUGCCCCCUAGAUACAGAGAUCCUCUUCAUCUCUUUCCUUCAUCUUGCAGCCAGUCUUGAUGCUGGUCGACGGAGUGAAGCACGUCGGGCAGCCCGGGACUGUGGGGGCACUCAUGAAUGGAAAUGGAUUCGAUGCAGAUCGUGAUCAAGAUGUGAAGCUUCACAACAAGGGAUGGCUUAAGGUUAAGAUAGUCCAGCACAGUAGUGAAUAGUCGUUGGAAGUAAGUGAGUAAGUUACUUAUGCACAACUCGUGGCUGAGUGCGUGCGCGUGUGCGUUGCCAUUAGUGAGGAUAAGAAACCGAUGCUGUGAUCACGUCUAUCCUUUUUCUUUAUGCCUCUUGUUUAACGUUAGCAUCGAGCUACUCCUCUGCAAAACUGAAGUCAUCUUACAGCAGGAUGGUGCUGCGUCAGCGACAUCGUGGGCUUCUUCUAGUUUCCAUUAGAUGGGCCGGCAUCUCCGGGCUUAGACUCACUACGGACACGUGGCUUCCCGCUGGGGAAUCAAGACCACUGGGCGAUAGACGUUUCCUUAUGGGUGCGCGAGAGUGUAGAUGCGGAAAGCGUAAGAAUCCAGGGCGUGCCGGCUUCUACGAUGGACAGGGCUGAUGGUCUUUGCCCCAUUGGGUCGAAGGUGCAGCCCGGAAUGCUCGAGAGGCUUUGGUGUGAAUGGAGGAGAAAAAAGAAGCCCCGUUCAUUUUAAGAACAUAAACUCUUUUCCUUAUUUUAUGAGAAAAAAGCUCUCAAUGUACGUUUAGAAGGUUCCUCUUUUGGGUCUUCUUGAUUCUGUUCUGCUCAUGAGAAGAUCUGAAGAUUACCGGUUUGCACUUUGUCAUCAGGGUUGGAUCUGCCUUACAAGGUUCCUUUUUUGGGAACAAUGGGUUCUGGAAUUAAAGAAUGACUCAGAGUUUAUUUAUUCUUUAAUUGCAAAACCCAUUGUUCCCACAAAAGGAACCUUUGAACCCUGAAAGUGUAGCACCUUUAAUCAUACUUUAAACAUCCAAACCAUUUGAGUUGAAUCAUUAGAGAGACAAAGCAGGAACCUUCUAAACUCAAAUGAACAACCUGGAAGAAACUCAAAACAGAAGAAAGGGAGCUAGGCAUCAAGGGACUGAAAGUAGUUAACACUAUCUGUGUCUUAUGUCUUCUCCUCUGAUCUGUGAACUAAAUAUUAACGCAGUUUUUUCUAUUUUACCAUUCUGGUUUUCUAGUCCUCGGGUGUGUAGUCCAGUUUCUAAAGAUGGUGACGCCUAUAGCUAUCGAGAAUCGCUUCUGCGGUGAAGUGGUCGCAGUAGUCAUCUGCUUGAAGAGUUACAAAAUAGAAAUACCAAAGCAGCAUAAGGGGCUUGAAAAUGGAAAAAGCACCAGCCUCACAAAUGCGGAGCUUGAGAGUAAAGUGCUUAGAAUGCAUCAGGAAUUACAUCGAGAGAGAGGCUGAGGGUGAGAGGCCAUUUGAGUGAGACGCUUUCUGCUCCUGGUGGUGAGAGAACUCUGAAAAGCCUGGUUUGCUUUGUAACUUCGAUAAGAAUCUCUAGUAGCACAAUUUCCGCAGCUGUUUCUCUUUUGCAACUUGGGCCUCUAGGCUAAAGUGAAAGAUGCAUGAUAGAGACAGACAGAUGCAAACCAUGAACAGAGUCACGCUCGUGAAUAGCAUCGGACUAGCAUGGAGAUGCUUCGGCUUUCCGCUCAAGGAUGUGCAGUUUUUGCUUCUCUAUCUCUCUAUCUCAGUAUUAAGAUUUCCGACCGUGGAAGACGUGAACGUGCUUCAGCUUGUUAUGUGUUCAUUCCCUCCAUGUCCUGGCCCUGCUACAAGCUGAGAUCAAACAGUCUUGCUCUGCUGAUUUUCUCAAUCUGGUCCGCCGAGAACAUGAAUUUCGAAGGAAAAGUGGUAGCUUCUCACGUACAAGGAUCCUCGUCGUGAUGGUGAAAUUGGUAGUGUGUAAAAGCUGGCUACAGGUAGCACAUUCAUGUUCUGAUCAAGAGAAAUUGGUAUGCGAAUGCAUGACAUUCAACCAUCGCCAUGAGAGAUUUUUCUUAGGUAAAAACCUGCAGUUUUAUGGGUAUCUAUGGUUCUGCUAUGUCAUUUAGCUGGAUCGAGAAGGUUCCUGUUCUGGGGUGAUGUUCGUUUAUACUUUCUUAGUCUGUUCUAAGAUUGUACAGCAACAUGGGUGUUACGCUUCAUAUGGUCUGUGCAUACAACUGGUACUGCUUUUUCUGACAAACUAGAAAAGUCAAAA